AUGGGAACCGCUUCGGCGUCGUGCGAAGCACCCACGGCCAGCCCUGGCUGCGAAUGCGACAAAGCCGGUCCCCAUGUGAAGCCUCGUCUCCGUGUUGGAUGUGCCAUCGGCAUCGCGGCUGCUCCCAUCCAGUUCGCGCUGGCAAAUCAGCUGAAUGUGGAUGAGCUUGCCUUCCACUUGCAUUGGGUCAAAUGUCCACCCGAUGCAGAUGCUGUGCUUGCAAUGUUGGGUGCCGGGCUUCUGGAUCUUGCCAUCUUGCAGACAGAAGAUGUCGUUCAAGCGGUGUCCCUUGGCAGUUCACUGCGGAUUUGUGGCACGUAUACUUCGUCACCUCGACGCUUUGGGCUGUAUGUCUCCAGCCUCAAAGCCCAGGACGCAGCAAGUGAGGUGCUUAGAUCUCCCUGCGGCGUGCUUCACAACUGCCUUGGUGCACAGCUUGCUGUGCACAUGUUGGGCCAGCACCGUGACUGGCAAGCACUGGGUGGCCUUUACCUGCGACCACUGUCGAGCUUAGAGGCGGCGAAAACCGCUAUUGCUUCCGGGCGGGUGGAGAUGGUCUUGUGGGAGAAGUAUUUGGCUUAUGAUUGCGUCGCCUCGGGCGAGUGGGUAGAGGUGUGGCAAGCAGACUUGCCCUGGUCCUCGUCACUCUUCGCCGCAACGAAGGAGGCAACUUACGCCAAAGCCCAGAGCGUCCAGAGAUUUAUCGAUUGGGCUAAGCAGGCGGCCGAAGAUUUCCUGCAAGCCGAGUCCGUUGAGGAUGCAGAGAAACUGCUAGCAAGCACCUACCGGCUCGUAGGCGUAUCUGUCAUCGUUUGGCUCAGCUCCGUUUCCUGGGCAUGCCGCUGCCAGGUGCGACGUGAAGAUCUUUCGGCGGCUCUUCAAAGUCUCACCAAGGCAGGUCUCUUGCGCAGCGGCACAUUGGAGCCGCCCGUGAGGAGUUUGGCGAAAGGCUUCUGCGACUUGCUCGGCGCAGAUGAGGCUUUCGGAGACACAGCCAGACGAGAAUUCACUGCUAGGGGACGCAUGCAGCCAGGCGUGGGUCCUUGA
This is a messenger RNA of Symbiodinium necroappetens, 1047 nucleotides long. Lineage: Eukaryota; Dinophyceae; Suessiales; Symbiodiniaceae. The record is from the annotation of a GenBank genome assembly.